AUGUCGUUUGCGAUGGUGCGUCCAGCACCCAGCAGGUUCCUCUACUCGGACAUCAGCAUGAUGUCAGAGGAUGAGGAGAACGGCAGCGAGAGCUCGGGCUCUGACGAGAAAUCCUUCAACCUGGACGCAGCAGGCUUCCAGAUCAAGGUCAGCAGGAAGCGAAAGCCCAGUGGUGGGCCAGCACCCCAAGUGUCCGAGCCCCGGCAGCGCAGCGCCGCCAACGCCCGGGAGAGGGACCGCACCAACAGCGUCAACACGGCCUUCACCGCACUGCGCACCCUCAUCCCCACGGAACCGGCGGACCGAAAGCUGUCCAAGAUCGAGACGCUGAGGCUGGCCUCCAGCUACAUCUCCCACCUGGGCAACGUGCUGCUGGUUGGGGAUGCCUGCGGGGACGGCCAGCCCUGCCACACCUCUCACUCUUACUACCACCACCACAGCUCGCCUGGCCGCGACUCCGAAAACGCCCAGCCCCGGCAGAUCUGCACCUUCUGCCUUAGCAACCAGAGGAAAAUGAACAAAGACAAUGAGAGAAAAACAGCACUAAGAAACUAA
Molecule: messenger RNA, 555 nt
Organism: Megalops cyprinoides (Indo-Pacific tarpon)
Lineage: Eukaryota; Metazoa; Chordata; Actinopteri; Elopiformes; Megalopidae
Gene: scxb
Product: scleraxis bHLH transcription factor b
Exons: 2
Coding region: 1-555 (184 amino acids)
Biological process (GO): regulation of transcription by RNA polymerase II; developmental process
Molecular function (GO): DNA-binding transcription factor activity, RNA polymerase II-specific; RNA polymerase II transcription regulatory region sequence-specific DNA binding; protein dimerization activity
Source: RefSeq, a predicted model, not a curated record